Limulus polyphemus (Atlantic horseshoe crab) is the source of this 2855-nucleotide messenger RNA. RefSeq names its product synaptotagmin-14-like (gene Syt14). The transcript has 10 exons. NCBI's taxonomy places the organism in Eukaryota, Metazoa, Arthropoda, Merostomata, Xiphosura, Limulidae. The coding region runs from base 166 to 1743 and encodes 525 amino acids. The record is from RefSeq and is a predicted model, not a curated record.
UUUCCUUACGAUCGAAGUUUAUCGAACAAAACAUCUGGUUUUCACCAGUUUAUUAUUAGUGAUCAACUUAUGUAUUUCAAAUUUUCCAAUGAUGAAACGAAACUGUGUUUACCAGUUCUUCAUGAUUUAAUCGUAUUUUGCUGCUAGUUAUUGAGGAGCCACAGAAUGUUGUCUGUACCCAGUGAGGCUACUGCAUUUUUAGGAGUGGUGGGAGCCUUCCUAGUCCUGUUGGUAGUGUUUUACUUAUAUUUGAAGAAGAGCCUCUGUUUUACUGCAGAAAAUGACUUUCCAUGUUGUAAUGUUGGAGAGGAAGAGAAGAAAAGAUCUGUGGUGAAGAACUUGGGCUCAGCAUUUGCCUAUAGUGAUGGCUAUUCAUCAACAGACAGUGAGGAUGAAGUUUUGCAGAGAUUACAAAAAUCAGCUAGUUUUCAAAGUGGACCUCGGAGAGCUACUAGCAGCCAUGGCAUUGAUGAGGCUAAGAAAUCUGAUAAAUUCUCACACCUGUGGGAGAGAAAUGUAGAACCAAGUGCCAUGGAAGAAGAGUCAGUUGGUAGUGAGAACAAGGACUUCAUUCUUUUGGUGGACAAAGUACAACAUGAGAAGCUUGUGAGCGGUUCUUCUGGGACGGAGGAGACAACGGAACAGUGCUCUGAAGAUGCAACUGCACCAGUAAAUGGUUCACAUCAGUUUCACUUUGAAAACAAUGCAUUCCAGAAAUGUGAAGGAUUGGCAGCUACCUCUAGUCAGGCAAUAUCCACAGCAGAAGAUCCUUUGCUUAACCAAGAAGACAGGCUUUCAGACAACAGUGAUCUUCAAGGUGUGCUCGCUGAUCAAGAUCGUGGAAGAAUUACUCGAUGUGGGAUGUUGGAAGCAUCAUUCCUUUAUGAUCCAGAAGCAAAAAAAAUCACUAUUCAUGUUUUACAAGCCCAGGAUCUCCCUUCCAAAGAUCGUGGAGGCUCCAAUUAUUUUCAGCUUCGACUAGUGCUCCUACCCCAUAAGAAACAAAAGCACAAGUCUAGAGUAAUUCACAUUACUGAAACCUACUUUGGAGAAACCUACACAUUCAAUCGUAUUAACUUAGAGGAUUUAAACACUAUGGGAAUUCGAUUUCGUCUGCUUGGCUGUGAGCGUAUGAGACGAGAACACUUAAUUGGUGAAACUGUACUUGCUUUUGCUUCUUUACAGCUGGAUGAAGAAAGUACAGUGUGGUUGAAUUUGGAGCCUAGAGCCAACCUAGCACAUGCUGAUUCCAAAGCUGACGUUUCUAGCCUAGCUCGCAGUGACAGUGCCAGCUCUACACAGUCUAUGCAGCAUGGUGGUCUCCCAGAGCUCCUGCUAGGAUUAGCUUACAAUGGAACUACUGGCCGUCUAGCAGUAGAAGUUUUGAAGGGCAGUCACUUUCGUAACAUAGCCAUGAAUAGAGCUCCAGAUACCUAUGUCAAGUUGUCCCUUGUUUCAUCAAAUGGUCAGGAGAUUUCAAGAAGCAAAACAUCGAUACGACGAGGUCAACCAAACCCACUGUUCAAAGAAACCUUUGUGUUUCAGGUGGCACUUUUCCAGCUUCCUGAUGUUACUCUGAUGGUUUCUGUUUAUAACAAACGCAGCAUGAAGCGCAAUGAGAUGAUUGGCUGGUUUUCUUUAGGUUUGAACAGCAGUGGAGAAGAGGAAUUGUCUCAUUGGAAUGACAUGCGUGAAAACAAAGGGGAACAGGUUUGUCGCUGGCAUGUUCUCCUUGAAACUUAAAAUUAUUGGAGAUUCCUGGGUAAAGUUUGUUACCUAAUUUAUAUCCCACCUCCUAAUACCUAGCUUCUGAUUGGAAAAUCCAUGUAUAUGAAGCAUUUGUGUAUCACCAUUCUCUCCCAUGUUGAUAAUUCCUAUGUACAUCUUUUCUUCAGUAAAAGGGGUUUUUGAGAGAGUUACUUAUUGAACAGUAUCUUUAAUUGAAAAAAAAAGUUUGAUGUUUGGAGUUGUGUCAUCCACAACAUAGGAAGAUAACAAUCAGUAGAGCUUUACAAAUAAAGAGCAUUACUUGUUCUUUAGGGCUCCUUUGAUUUCAAAGGUUCACAAUGUUUAACAUGUUUGGAGAAUGCAUGGUAUUUGAAAAGAGUGGUAGUUUUUUACAGAAUUAUAGAAAAUUAUGAAAUUCGUUAAGACUGUUCAUUUGUAUGGCAAAAGUGAUUGAAAAGCAUGUAGAGGUUCUGUUGAACAAAUAAGUAUUUACCAUUUGAAGGUACAAGAACAGGUUGUGUUUUAUAUAUAUAUCUGAUGUUUAAAUUUCAUCAGUUCUUUCUGGAGCCAGAAAAAGACGUUGCAUGAAAUAUUCUCAGAUCUAUGCUACACCAGUGUUUGUGGUGUAUGUUCCCUAUAUAAAUUUAUGAACUACAGUAUUGUGAAAUUGAUUGUUUAAGGCAGCUUGAAAUAAAUGUAGCUAUGUGUGUAUAUAUAUAUAAUAGAUGGUGGAAAAGUAAAACGUGUAUUAGUGUUUGAAUAAGUUUAUGUGUUGCAUAUUGUUAUAUAUAUUAUAUCUUUGAAAUAUUAUAAGUAAUGAAAACUGUUAAUACAGUGCAAGUUUGAAGGUCACGUAAUGUUAUACCUUUAUGUAGUAUUAUCUGUUCUUUCUUGUGUUGUACUGAUAGUAGUUGAAGUAAUUUCACUGUAACACAAAUAUACUGUUGAUAAUGAUAGUAGCUUUUGCUUACUGUUUAUAUUACACAGUUGUAUUUCAAGUCAAUGUUAUUUACUAUUGUUGCACAAAAUUUAUUCAGCAUUUUUAAAACAGGUGAAAAUAUAAUUGUUUAUUGGACAAAUAACUAUUAUAAAAUUAAUUAUUUAUCUAAAAUGUUGAUAAUAUUAUA